Molecule: messenger RNA, 2199 nt
Organism: Symbiodinium sp. CCMP2592
Lineage: Eukaryota; Dinophyceae; Suessiales; Symbiodiniaceae
Source: the annotation of a GenBank genome assembly
AUGUCUGCAUCCAAACUCGAGAAGAACAUGGCUAACCUGGAGCGGCGAAUGCGAAACGAGUUUCUAUUGGAGCUGGAUGCGAAGCUGGAGCCGUGCCUUGCGCGACUGGCUGCGCUCGAGCAACGACUGCAAGCGGAGUUGAUGCAAGACAGCAACAAAGUGGAGGAGACGAUCACGUGUGCGGAUGUGGACGAUGGGCCGCGGCCACGUUCAGGGCUCGACGCUGAACAGCCACCGGAAAAGCCGAAAGGGGACAAGGCGGAUUUCGUUGAGGUCCAGGUCCGCGAUCCUCCACUUGAAGACCCAAUGGAUCCGGUUGCUUUUUUGGAGACGACCUGGAAUUUGGUCCUAGUGGCAGGCCAUGCAGGUGUUGGUUGGAUCGACUUGGCAAUCGGUUGGCUGCUUCUGUUUGCCAGUGCCGGGAUGCAGAUCACCUUCAGCGUGAUCCUGCUGACACCGUCUUUUCUUGGGGAUCCUUUCGAUGAGGCGCAAGUGACUGUAGCACAGGAAUGGCGGAAUAGCGUAGCACACGAUGCGAAGAACAUGGACCUGGCUCGGACAAGCCUCACUGCCCGUGUCUGCAACAACGACGGUGGCCUGAUCCUGUCCAACUCCCAGGCGAACUUGGUCCAGGACAUCGACAACUUUCUCGGGCUUGACAAACACAUGUUCCAGACCGAGAACUUCCGACCCGGCAUCUUACUGUCGAUGCUUUGCAUCUUGCUGUGGUGCCUCUACGUUGGGAAUGAAUUCCGCACAAUCGGUCUCUCGCUGGAGGCAGUGUUGCAGAUUCCUCGCUCUGAGAAAACCAGAAAGCACGAGGGAAGGUUUGAGACCUUGUCCUACGUGCGAUUCUGGUCUUAUGUCGGGCUUCGCCUGCUGCGGGCUGGGAUAGCCUUAGCCCUUCUCUAUGCUGGGAUCCUCUGGCUGGGCGGGACGAAAGCCAUCGAGGACCUCAUCCUCAACGCCGUCGCGCUGGGGGCGAUCCUCCAAGUGGAUGAGAUGGUGUUUUCCGCCCUGAUGCCCAAGAAGCUGCAGCUGAAAAUUCAGGAUCUGGAGGCCAUUAAGGUUCAUUACAGCCGCCGCCGGAGUCAGGCGGAGUCGGUGUUGAUCUUGACGGUCAUGGUAGGGCUCUUGGCUUGGCCCUGGUUCGGCAUCUUGGAGCCUCUGGCCCGGACGAUGGAGACGGUAAAGCGUGCGUAUUGCGAUGGGAAUCAGGACUUCGUUGUCACAUUUAACGAAGAUAUCAAGGUCACCGUUGGCUUCAGUACGGUGCCCUUUCAAGACGUGCAGGGAACAACUGUCAGCCAGCGUGCUGUUGAUGAACUUAUCUUCAAAGAUGCUGAACAUGAGUCAGCCAAGUACAUUCUGAUGCAAGCAGACCUUCAGCGCUUCAAUCAAUAUCGGACGAUGCUGAUGACGGAGACUGCAGGGGAAAUUGCGAGCUGGUGUCUUGACUUCGAUGGCUUUUUCCUUCCAGGAAACACGCCCGAGGGCAUCGCAGGUUACUAUUCUCCUCACUGGCAUUCAGCUUUAGCAGGGCUAGGCUUGCCUGAAAACACUUCAUGCGAAGACAUGGCCCAGUUCUGUGAUCUGGAUUCUGGCUCGCUCGUGCGCUUGGUAUGUGGACAGACUUGCUGCUCCAGCUCGAUCCGCAAUGCUGCCUGGUUCAAGGUCACAGCCCUGGGCUGUCCGGCCGGGUGUUUGCAAGAGGCAGACAGCAGCGGUACCCGCACCUGUGCAGAUAUACACGCGAACUCAACGCCUUCAUGGGACGCCUUCUGGGAUGCAUACCCGAGUGUGCUGGAGAAUAGCACACGUCAGUCCCUGUUCAACAAUACGGUAGGGUCGCAGGUCGCAGAAAUGGCGCGAGAGAUGAAGCUGCAGGGCUGCUCAGCCUUGAACAGCAGUCGGUGGGAACGCGAAGUAGUCUUGGGUUGGAGGUGGUGCGAAGGCUACGAGAACCUCUUUGCACCCUUAGCUCGCCUUUGUCCAGAGAGCUGUGGGUGCACCAACCUGGACCUGGCCGACCCAUCAGAAGCCCCUGCCGGCUGCCCAGAGUUUUGCUUCCCCAGAUGCGAGGACACGACCUUUCCGCCCAUCGGAGAGGUGGCUACCUGUGCGGAUGGGCAGGCACUUGGCUGGUGCUUCGACGCUGGAUUCGAAGCCCUUUGCCGGAAAACCUGUACCGGCUGUUAA